This is a messenger RNA of Malaya genurostris, 6191 nucleotides long. Its product is annotated as beta-1,4-glucuronyltransferase 1. Lineage: Eukaryota; Metazoa; Arthropoda; Insecta; Diptera; Culicidae. Bases 2061 to 3866 code for a protein of 601 amino acids. The record is from RefSeq and is a predicted model, not a curated record. The transcript is spliced from 12 exons.
GUUCGGUCGUCGAGGUUGUCCUGUUGUGGGAGCUCGGAUUUUGUUCGGCCCCUCGCGUGUUGGAAAUCUCCCUGGGAGAACAAACUGUCACAUUACAAAUUUGUUUUUUUUUUAUCUCAGUCGCAUGCGAAAUGCGGGCGUCAGGAAACGCAUAGCGAGAAUAGUUCUAGAGUCUGUGGUGACGAAAUUUUUGAACAUUCUGUAACCCUUGUGGUGCCCCUCGGAUCGCAGUGUGUUUAAGUGCAAAACAAUUCAUAUUGCAAGUGCUCGGACAGGCUAGCUGGUAGACGACGACAUACAGAAAUAAAAAUAAACGCUGUUCUCGAUAUGCUAUUGUAGCAAUUUGUAUGAUUUUUGUCAUAGGAAUGAUAAGCGGCCUUAGACUCUUUUUUUUCGCCAAUGGUGAUAAGAUGCAAGCAAUGACGACGACGACGACGAAAGCAGUAAUUUUUUUUAUCAUCUUGCAUCGCAGUCGAGUGUAAUAAUUUAUUGCCAUGAGCAGUGCGUAUAAUUGCGAGAUUUUCUCUCGAUUGGGAUUUUCACCGAUUACCGAUAAAUUGUAGUAAACCGGAUUUCGCACGGCAUCUGUCGAAGCAGGCUUAGCGACGGGCAAUUCCAGAUCGGUUGUCAAUUAGAAAUGGUUUGAUAGUGUAAUGCAAAAAAAAAACGGUGUGAUCGGGUAAAUAUUUUUUUCGUUUGACAGCUUGCCCUUACAGUUUUCGGGUUCGGUGAUACUGUCAAAAGACACGCAAUUCUAGCGAACAACGGGCAGUCCGGAGUGGGACGGGCAGAGUGAAGUGAAGGUGACACAAUCCGCUUUCUACUGUUGUCAACGACAAGCGUCGAAACGUUGAAUGGUGAGUUUUCGGUGGUGCUUCGGUUCUCGUUUUUUGAACGCAAACAAACGCGAGGUUUCUCUUUUCCUGCGAUAGUUUUAUCAAUCCCGGUCGUAGUGUGCGCUGCCGUUUUUCAUCGAGUGUAAACAACUCAUUCAGUCGAAAGUUCUUCCACCCGAACACGAUAAAGAGCGAGAGUGAAUUCGGUGGAGAGCGGGCUUCGUAGUGGUGAGAAAAGUGACGUUUCUGAAAAUACACAACAACGUAUUGUGGGUGAAAAUUUUGUUGUUUACUAAUGAUUUGGAAAGUGUAAUUGUUGUACGCGAUAAUCGAGGCGAGAGUAGAAAGGAAGCGAAAAGUGUGUAAUUUCCUGCAACUGAUGAUACCGCUGAUAACGCUUGGAACGCUUGUAGUACUGUGCAGCAGUCGUUUCUACUUCGAUUCUACCACGUUCUCCAAUCUAAGGUAAUUGUUGUCGACCGGUGAAAUCGCUUUGUUGAUAACUCUCACAUUCGGAUGUGUGUGCGCUUUGUGGCGUCGUGCAUUGGAGAUCUUUGUAACUCCAACCGCCGAUGACCUGGUAGUUUCAUCACCUACUACAUCAUCACAAUCAUCAUUAGCAUAGGAUGCUGCUGUGCGACUGGCUGACGGUUCUUCGCUGAAAGGCGCACAUUGAAAACAGUGCGAGUGACUAACUGACUGACUGACGGUGUGUGUGUGCGUUUUUGGUGGCGAACAAAAGGAAGGCGGUAGAUGCUAACAUAUCCGGGAACCGGCCUAAACCGAUGCGCCCUCGAAGGGCCCUGCCAGCGCAGUAGGCUGAGCCAAACGGAGACGAGACUGUCUACUGAUGAUUUGAUCACCAUCCUGUCGGAUCGGAUCGAAGCAAGUGGCCACGAGUACGAGUUCUCUCUAUGCCUAGCAGCAGCGAGGGAUCAUUGCCACAGCAGCAGCAACCAAACAGCCAAAGCAAACGAAGACGGACGCCGCACGAUGACGUGAAUGAACUUGAACUGCGAAGCGACGAAACUGAUUGGACCAUUUUUACACAAUCGACCACAAAAAAACAACAACAAUAAUCACCGACUCUACCUUGCGCUGUCCGGUAGAAUUUCGCGUUACGGACCAGUGGACGGCAACCGGACCGGACUGUGACUUCCCAACUUCCCUGACGACGAAGCAGAAGCGAAGCUGAAACUAGUAGCGCACAAUACUCCUCACCUUAUGAAACAACUCAAGGACCAGAAGUUCAAACUCGUCAGAAUGCUGACCCGAAGGAAUUGGCUGCUGCGGUGCAGCAUCCUGAUCAAUGUGGCCGUGCUGCUGUAUCUCUGCAGCCAUGUGCUGAUCGGUGGUGGCAAUUUUGCCCUCGGACCGGCCUACAUCAUCUCCGAUGAGUCGAUGAUGAAGUCCCCGACGCAGUACCGUACGCACAUUCCGACCCAUCUGUCCCAGCAGCUGAGACAGGAGGAACGGGAAGCACUGAUGCUGCAGCAGUUGGCACAAUCCCAACAGCAACAGACAGGACACAGUAGCGUAGUGAUGAAGAUUCAGGAGAACGGGAUCAGCGUGCAAGAGGUGCCACCGCAUCAGCAGCAGCAGCAACAACAACAGCAACAACAACUAAACCAACAGGACCAGCUGCUGCUGGAAGCUGGACGCGAUGUAGAUAACACUAAUAAUAACAUAAACUUAGAUGAUAGACGAUUCGAUGUGCCAACCGAAACUAGUAACAGCAACAACAACAACAACAACAACAACAACAUCAACAACAACAGCCCAAGCGGGUCGAACAAGGCUGCCGAAGUUCUGUACCAGGACGGAGUGGCCGCCAAUGGCGCCGGAGCUGGUCUCCUCAAUGCUAGUGAUAUCUUCUCGACCACAGCGUCUGUCGAUCUCGAUAUGAAGCUACGGUCGUUGCUGAACUGUCACGAUCGUGACUACGAGCCGUACAUCGGUCAGCGGGGUGACUUCUGGGUGCUGAAGAACUACAUCCGCGCCGAACACGGCGAGCUGCGUUGCCAUGAAACCAUCACCUACACCACACAUGCCGACUAUACGUUCCUCGAUAAUCUGAUCCCACUGCUGGAAAGGUGGAACGCCCCGGUCAGUUUAGCGAUGCACGCGCCCGGCACUGACUUUGUGCCCACCUUGAAUGCAGUCCGGUAUCUGCGAGACUGCCUACCAGAGAGUCAUUUAGUUCGUCAGUUUGUCACGUUUCAUAUUUAUUUUAGUAGUAAACAUAUUCCAAAAAACGUUCCUAAGUACGAGAAAGUAUUAGAACUUCCCAGCAACUGUACGGUGCCGCCACCGUACUUCAACGUGUCGAGCUCGCAGCUGUACAAGACGCAGAAGAAGCUGCUGUAUCCGGUCAAUGUGGGUCGGAACAUUGCCCGGGAUGCGGCGAUGACCCACUUCAUCCUAGCUAGUGAUAUCGAAUUGUACCCGAAUCCGGGUCUAGUACAUAAGUUCUUAGAGAUGAUAGUUAGAAACGAGCCGGUGCUGCAACGUAAAAAUCCCAGGGUAUUCCCACUGUCGAUAUUCGAGGUGGACAGCAGCUCGCCCGUCCCGAGGGACAAAACCGAGCUGCAGGAGCUUCUGCGCAACGGCAAGGCGAUCCCAUUCCACAAACGGGUCUGCUCCAGCUGUCACGGAGUGCCUAAAUCGAAGGAAUGGAUUGCGGCCAACGAAACCGACGACCUGGGUGUGUUCCACAUAGGUAAACGUGUGGGUUACUUCGUCCACUGGGAACCGAUCUACAUCGGUACUCAUGCCGAUCCCCACUACGACGAACGGUUGAGUUGGGAGGGCAAAAGUGAUAAAAUGACGCAGGGCUACGCUCUCUGCGUGCUAGACUACGAUUUCCACAUUCUGGAUAAUGGGUUCCUGGUGCACAAACCGGGCAUCAAGGUGCUCAAGAAGGACCCGAAGCGGGCGAUGCUGGCGGCCAAAACGAACCAGCUGAUCAAGAAGAUCAUCUACCCGGAACUGCAGGUCAUGUACGGUACCCGGAAAGGCUGUGCUGUAUAGUUGAAGGGGAAACCCACGACCCAAUAGUAUAAGGACCGUAGCGGUAAGCCUGAUGAAAGCGGUGGUGGUGGCGGCAAUGGCGGCGGCGACUGCGGUGAUGUCACGAGUAAGGUGAGCGUCCGCCAUAGUAUCGGAAGUGGCCACAGCAGUAGCAGGGAGCUCGUUUUUAGUAAUUUUGGUGGUGGUUUCGAACCGGAUGGGUUGUCCGGGCCUUCGUCGCUGUUCUCGUCCUCACUGGCUACGUCUGGCGGUGGGUUUCUGUUGGGUUCCUUCCGGGAGCGACCACAUGUCAGCAGUCGCCGGAAGAAGGGCAAACGGAAGGGGUACGUGCGACGAAGGUAAGAGCGAUAUUUUUUUUUUUCUACACGUGUAAGUGAAUGAAAGUGAGUGUAUGACCGCGAGCAGCACUUGUGAAGUGUGUUUUGAAUGCAAUAAUAGUCGUUUUAAGGACACAAUCAGAAGCGAACGGGAGGAAUACUGCAAGGCUUAGGUUCAUAAGCAGAAAAGUGAUAUAAUGUAUUGUCGUAACAUACUCUUAGGGUUAGGCAAAGAAGAUAAGAAGGGCUUUUUUUUCUAUCGUCUCUAUCGCAUUAAAAUUGGUGUGGACAAAGUUCAUGUUUCGAGUUGGUACACACACUCACACACUCACACACACAUUUCAAUUAGGAUCCAAAGCAAAGACAUGUCGUUUGAUUGUUGGAAUCUUUAGGAAAGAGGCGGAACAACCGAAGCAAGAUAGUGUUGGAUAUUUUUUAAUCACUUUUACACUGAGAAGGAAAACAGAAAGAUCAAUACAUUUAGAGAACGAAGACACUAACGCAAACGCAACAUGAAAACAACUAAACACGAACACAAAACAGCUAAUGACUAAUAAAACGAAGUAAUUUAAAAAAAACCUAGUGUUACCACUUAGUGAUUCUUGUAGCAUUACUUCGUAGAAACUAGCAGUCGUAAAAAAAUCCUACCCCUAACUCAACUACUUCUUCGUUCCAACGCUAAAUUUUCCAUUAAUUCAUGAUUCAUCGCUCUGAUUGUUGUGAUACGAACCUCAAGAUAUUGUAAAACAAUUGCAUAGAAGCCUCAUUAUGUUGAUAAUGUAUUGGCAUUCGAAAUGUUUUACAAGUCAAUUCUCUCUCGCUGAAGUAUCCAAUCGAGUCAGAACGUGAAGCAUGAUAAAUACUUUCGGUUUUCGAAACGCCAAAGUUCCUCUUCCCCUCCAACUAUUUUCUUUUUCUCGAAGAGUGCCUUAUUGUAUUAAACACACAGAAAAAAAAAGAUCAAAUGAACUAAAAACGAGUGUUAAAACCUAACAAGAGAAAAAAGCAUUUUCGUACUAGACCUUAGGAAGCUACCCAUCACAUUUGUCUCUCACCACUCUGAAUGUCAUUUAGUAUCACUCUACGAAAGCAAAUCGUCACAAUGUCGGAAAAAAAUCGGAAUUGAAUUCUAUUUGUUUUACCUUUUUUUACAUUUUAUUUGUAAAUAGAAACCAAAACGUAUCCUCACAGCUCACAACUCUUGAGCGGUUAAGCUUAGAUUUAGCAUUAUAUUUUGCCAAGCUGGUGUAUGACUAAAUUUUGGAACAAGUAGAACAUGUGCUCAUUUUAUUCGUAGGUUUUGUAUUAUAUUAUACUAGGUGAAUACAAUUUCGCUUUAAUGAACAAUUAUCAAACAUUAUUUCCUCGUAUUAGUAGUGCUCACAGGAGUCAAUAGAGUUUACCAUCACACGUGUUUCGGUGAACUUUUAGAAUUUUAGUUAGUUGGAAUUAUUUUACCUUCCGUCUAGAGUCUCAACCAACACUGGCAACACUGUACAUUUACUCUGGUAGGUCGUAAAAGCAAAGUUAGCAUGGCAGAAACCGCAAAAACCGAAAAUACGAACUAUUGUAGUAUCGUUUUAACAAAGACAAACCUCUGUAGAAUAUGUCAUAUCCUACAAAGUAACACAAACAAUAUGUUAGCUGAAAAAAUUCCAUAACUUAUUUAUUACUUUAUCGAACGAUGAAAAAACCCCCGGAGCAUUUCCGUCAUCUCUCUUUCCACGCAUGAGAACAAAAAUCCACACAUCCACAAUCGUUACCUAGCGUUAGGCGUCACCCGUAUUCGUAUUGAAAUAUUGGAUCGUUUACCAAUCGCCCGAACAACAACAACAAAAAAAUAAAGUAUAGGAAUAAACCAAUAUCUGUGAGAAUUGUGAGAAAAAUCUAAACUCUACUGUUUGAUCAACUAAGACCCAAAACGCCCAACUCUUUUUAUGUGAGCGACUACCAACCAAUCCAACCAACCAAUAAAUCAACCAUGGAGAAAUAAAUGUAUUGAAAAAUA